Lasiodiplodia theobromae is the source of this 798-nucleotide messenger RNA. RefSeq names its product Serine-rich protein. The coding region runs from base 1 to 798 and encodes 265 amino acids. The transcript has a single exon. Lineage: Eukaryota; Fungi; Ascomycota; Dothideomycetes; Botryosphaeriales; Botryosphaeriaceae. The record is from RefSeq and is a predicted model, not a curated record.
AUGCACUCUGGCACCAGCCGCUCACCGACCGAGGCCAAUUUCCCCAUCCACCCCAUCUGGUCGCCACGGCGCCGUCCGCACCACCGCGACAACUCGGGAUCCUACUCCGGUCACCUCUCCCUGGGAUCGAACAUCAUGCCGUACGAUUCUCAGGAUUCAAUCUCCGCUGCGCCGCCGCAGCGGAAACCCUCUCAACAGCCUCAUGGAACGAGCGGCCGCACUCGUGCCGACACGGCCGGAACGCGGAGCGUGCCUCCGACGGCCGGCGGAAGGGAAUCCUUCACACCGAGAUUGCGUCGCAACCGCAAGAGCAUCACGCUCAGCGUGUGGACGGCGCCGAGCAUGGACCAGGCGCUCGGUGCGCCCGCGAAUAAAUACAUCGUGCUCUUCGCGCUCGGCUUCGUCCUGCCGCUGUGCUGGUUCAUCGCGGCGGUCCUCCCGCUCCCGAUGCGGCCCAACGACGAAUUCGAGCGCCUCGAGAACGAGAAGGCAAUGAUCGAGAAGUACCACGGCGGCACAGGCAAGGGCAAGGAACGCGCAACCGAGUUGCAGCCGACGUCGGCGCCGAGCACCGCUGCUGGUGGGGGCGUUCUAAUGAUGGGAAAUGAAACUAAUAUUGAAGGGGGACUGGGCCUGGAUCUACGAAACAAGACACAAUUGCACCAGAGGGACUGGGCGCAAGAGGAAAGAUUAUGGCAGAAGGCCAAGUGGUGGCGGAGAGUGAAUAGAGUCAUGUCGUUCGUCGGACUCUGCGUCAUCGCGGCUGUCGUCGCUCUCGCAGUGGUUUACACGAGGUAA